AUGAGUCAGUCUUUCACGAAUGUAAAUCUAGGUCCGAUCGGUGACGACGCUAUUGUAAAUAAUGGAGAAACGUCUAGGGAAGAAUCUCCACUUUCACGCGAUGAAGAGCAGAAUUCUCAGAAUGGUAGCCUUGGUUCUGUAAGCUCACAUGAGACAUCUGCAGGUGAUGGUCUUGAUUCGUCCCCACACACUACGGAAAUUGAAAAUUAUACGCAUCCUGAGAUCAAAAAGACAUUUACAGAAAGAUAUGUUGGUGUAGUGGUCAGUAGAUUAAAAAAGUACAUUCCUCCUCCUGGAUUAUCUAGGAGUCUUGGAAGGUAUUACAGUGAUGUGGCAGUAUUUAAAGAUGGCGUGGCAACAUUCGAAAUGCCAUUGCUCGCCGAGAUGCGUAAACCUCUUAUAGAGAUAUUGGACGAUACAGAAAGGGAGAUGGAAAUGGAAAACGAAGGACAACGAACAAUUCCAGGUGAAGAUACAAUGAUUGAAAUUGAUGUUGCAAGAAAAUUAUUUCUAGGAUUUUUGAUUAACAUGAUCAAUGGGGUCGUGGAGAGUCUUUAUUCCCAACCAUCAUACUACUGGAGAAAACAUUUAUCUGAAAUUCAGGAGCCUGUUAAACUCGUAACUGAACGUCUAGUUGAGGAUUAUAAUAAAAAUCAAAAAUACUAUUAUCAAGGAGGUAGUUCUAAUUCAAUAAAAGAACUUAAUUCGAUUCUUCUACAUGAUUUUGAAGUGUGGGUUUCAAGUUUGUUUCCAUACCUAAAUUACGUUUUUUCUUCACAGCGUCAAACGAAUUUAGUUUGGUGUAUGAACACCUCUGUAGAUAAAGAAGAAAUGGCUUUUCGAAUUUAUUCUAUUAUAUCUCGGGUAAACCUGGUGGAAAAAGAAAAUGGUGUGGCGAAAGGCGUACUUUUUCCUGUUAAUUGGUUGCGUAUACUUUUACAAUGGCUUUCUGGCAAUGAUACUGUGGAUUCUUCAGCGGUAGACGGACCAAUAGAAGCAGCUCCAUCAAUACCUGGUCCUUUUAACAGUUAUCGACUGCUGGAAUUGUCAAGAGGAGAAUCAUUUAAAUUUAUUCUGAGAGAGGGAGAUGAAGCGGCAGAUGUUAUUCCUGAGGAGCUUUUUGAUUACUUUUGGUCUCAGUUUGGAGGUGGCCCAAAGUAUUUAGUAAAGGGUGCAUUUAAAAUGCGGCAGCAUAUGAAAGAGUGUUUGAAACCGAAACGGUUUUCUAUUGCUAUUGCAUUUGAAGGAAUGAAAGUGGAAUCUAUAGUUAUGGAUGACGUUCUGCGACGAGCUGAGGUUUUGGAGGUUGCACGACGAGCUCUGCAAAAAGUAAAAGAACAGUGCAGUGGAAGUGAAGGAAUACAAAUAGCAGAGUGGCGUGCCGCGUUAUGUACAGGCAAUGAUGUGGAUGUAUUUCUUACCCAUUUGAAAGGACAAGGUUUACGGCAACCGCACCUCAUUCCAUGCGGGAGUGCAAAAACAGUUGGUGGGAUAUUAAGUGAAAUCGAUGCCAGAUUGGGAAUGAAGAUCAAUAAUAGUACUCCGUGUAGUACUAGUGGUAGUAGUGGUGGGGGUGGUAUUAGUAGUAGCAGUAGUAGUAGUAAUAGUAGUAGUAGUAAGAAAAAGAAAAACAAGGAGAAGGAGUUUAUUUCAGCGGUUUCACCAAGGAGAGUAGUAGAUCUUCAACUGGAAUUUUCUCUUCGACAAAAGCCGGAUCGUUCGAUUUUAGAAAGAUGUGGGGUAUGCGGACUGAUGAAUGUAGGUAAUACGUGUUAUAUGAAUAGCGCAUUACAAUGUCUUUCAAAUGUGCGAAAUAUGCGACUCGCUCUUUUUUCUUUACCACUUUCUGACUAUGCUAACCCUUCAAUUACAAAAGAACUUGUAAACCUUUUGUUGGAAAUGUGGUCUGGUUCGUUUUCUACCGUCAAUACCCGUGAACUGAAAUGUGUUUUUGGGAGAGAAGUAAGACGUUUUGAUACAUUUGAACAACAGGAUGCUAUGGAAUUCAUUGAAGUACUUCUUGAUCGUGUACAUGAGGAAUUAAAUGUCGUUUGUAGUAAGAAGUAUCGUGAACGUCUUGAUUCCGAUAAGUCUAUCCCAACAUUAAAGCUUUCAACUAUUUUUUGGGAAGAUUUUCUUCGUAACAAUCAAAGUUUUAUCCCCAAACUUUUCUUUCAUCAAUCAAAAACUCGUCUGCAGUGUUUAACGUGUGGUGAGACGAGUAUUGUGUUUGAUAAUAAUCCAACACUUGCUGCUACUGUUACCACGUUACCCAAAAAAUAUGUAUUUCCGGUGAUUGUUCUUAUGCCUUCAGGAGUUAGGGUACAGCUUUGGGUUAAAGUUCCGUGUAAUGAGGAUGGUUUCAUCAAUGUGGAUGCUAUUCAGAAAGAGGUGACAACAAUGCUUAAUUCUCAGGUGGAGUCAUCAGUUGCUGAUGCCGUUACUACUACUACUCCUACAACUAAUGCUAAUACAACUACGACCUCUGAUAAUGCUAUUAACAGCAGUAAUAAUGAUAAUGAUAUUACUACUACUGCUACUACUAGUACUACCAAUAAUAAUGGUAAUAAUGGUAACGGUAAUAAUACUAAUAAUAAUAAUAAUAAUGAUAGUGGUACCAUAUCAGGAUUGCAUUUACCAGAUGGGUAUCGUAUCAUAAUGUAUGCCAUUUCUUCCAAGGCAAUUAAACCAGUACACCAGACACUUUACUGUGCUGCUGUUCCUAUCCAACCACAACCUACGCAAGAGUAUGAUAGCAAUAUGUUGUUGCCACAAACAAGAAAGGAGGAAGAAAACAAAAAUGAGAAUGUAGAACAGAAAGAGGAGGAGAGUGAUGAGGACAGUGGAAGAUAUCUGUGGUUUUUUAUCAGACCAACUUUUUUAACUUCAUCUUCCCAAUGCAAAUUGUGCCAUGUGGAGCGUCUCACUGCCACGACAUCCACUACUGAAGUUGUGCUGGAUCCAAACUAUCUCAUCAAGCGGGGUAGAGAAUUGGCAAAGCGGUUUCUUAAGAGGAGGUCUCAGAACGAGAUGGAGAGGUUAAACAAAGCAGUGGACCCGCAGCGUUAUCCCCAGGAGCCACAACAACAACAACAACAAGAGGAGGAAGGAGCAGAAGAAAAAGAAGAACAAGAAGAAGAAGAGGAAGAAGAGCAACAAGAACAACAACAACAAGAAGAACUAAACAAUGUAAUAAGUGAAGAUUUUUACCGUUACUUUUCUAUACUGUACCAGUCAAGUAAGCAUCAUGCUGAGGUUUCUGUCGAUGCGAUGAAUGAUCGGGAUGAACAUACGCGUCGUCGGAUAUCUGCUUUAAAGACCUAUCAUCACACAUGUGAAUCGAGAGUUAUUAUAUCUUAUGAUGAUAGGAAACUGAGAGAAAAUGAUACACUUCGUGAUGUGACUCAGCAACCUCCAAACGCCGCCAUGCACUUCACAUCUCGUAGGAGUACUGGCUACUAUAAUGAUAUUGAAGAUACCGUUACAUUGGAUAGAUGCUUGCGGUCCACAUUUUCUCCCGACACUCUUGCCGGCGAUGAUGCUAGGUAUUGUAGUAAAUGUAAAAUGUUACGUGAUAGCAGGGUGGAGCGGAGUUUAUUCUUGUUGCCACCUUGUCUUAUUGUUUCCCUUAAACGGUUUAAAGUACGUUUGCAGGAGGCAUCGAAGAAUAACGCCCCUGUGGAAGUCUCAAAGGUGUUGGAUGUCGCCCCAUUCCUCGAUGUGGAUUCACCCGAACGAAACACAAAGUACACACUGCGCGGUGUUGUAUUUCACAGCGGAAGUAUAAGUUUUGGCCAUUACACCGCAUCUGCGCUGAACGACAGUGUGAAUAAGUGGAUUUACUAUGAUGAUACGUAUGUCAGUCUUCCACCGAGUGAUCAUUCCAUACGAGAUGCGUACAUUAUGUUCUAUGAACGUGUAGAGAGUGGUACAAACGAGAGCCAACGUCCAAUGAGUGAAACAAGUCGACUGUAA
Trypanosoma theileri is the source of this 3975-nucleotide messenger RNA. Its product is annotated as ubiquitin hydrolase. The record is from RefSeq and is a predicted model, not a curated record. Gene Ontology annotation, biological process: protein deubiquitination. Bases 1 to 3975 code for a protein of 1324 amino acids. Lineage: Eukaryota; Euglenozoa; Kinetoplastea; Trypanosomatida; Trypanosomatidae. Gene Ontology annotation, molecular function: cysteine-type deubiquitinase activity. The transcript has a single exon.